CACUUAAAAUUCAUUAAAUUUUUCUUCUUUAAAUUUUGUUUUAAAUGCUUAAUAUAUUUAUAAAAGUAUAUUUAUUUUUCUUUUUAACGAAAGUUUAUGCAAUUAAGGCCUAAUAUGCAUAAGUGUUUUUACAGUGGUUUUAAACUAAUUAAAUAUUCUGACAUCAUUGGGGCAUAUGUUGAAAAAAACAGCAUGUGAGGAGAUAGUGUCAAAAGGUUUGAGAAAGUGAAAGUUUAAACGAAAUUAAAAACAACAUUAAAAAGAUAGCAAUUUUUUUAUUAAAAUGGGCUGGUGUGUUGUUGUUGGUUGUAGUAAUAAUACUUUUACAAAAAAUAGAGAAAAAAAUAUCAGUUUUUUUCGUUUUCCGUCAAACAUUACCUUGAAAAAGAAAUGGUUAGCUAACAUUAAAAGAGAAAACCCACCUAAAGAGGCGAAGAUUUGUCAUCAGCAUUUUGAGAAUUCAUGUUUUACAAGAGAUUUACAGAACGAACUUCUUAACAAACCACUCAGACGUUUGCUCAAAGAUGACGCUGUUCCAACUUUAUUUCCUCACAACUCAGGAAAACAACCACAAAAGCGAAGAUCCGGCAUUCUAAGAGAGGAGACUGCAGUCAAACGAAAACUAUGUGAAGAUGCAAUCAUUCACAAUGAAGAAGUAAAACACUUGGAACUUGAGAUGAAUUCUAAAGGUACACAAGCUGACUUUACACCUGAAACAAAUUGUGUAUCUACUCAAACGAAAAAAACAAAGUAACGCAAAUAAAGUGAAUGUUGCAGUUCAAUGUGAUUAUAAGCCCAUUCAAGUUGCAGCUAAUAAUGACGAAAAUGAAAAUUUUUUUUGACUGAACCACUCCUUUAAAGUCCAAUUAAACAAAUGUAUAGAGAAAAAGAAAAAUAUAUGUUUUAAAAUGUUAUCAAAUAUAAGUGAUGAGUGUUAAAAAAUGAAGAAAUUUACAUUAACUAUGUCUCCUUUUCACCUAAAUAAACAAUUUCUUUGCUAGCACAGCAGACUGCGUAAAUACAAGAAUAUUGAGUCUGAUAACAAAACUGAUGUUGAAAAGAACACAAUAAGGCAACAACGGAAAAAAAAGCGUCCUGGAGAUAACAUUUGAUAGAAUCUUUAUAGUCGUAAACCAACUUAAAGGAUUCGUUAAAUUAUCAUUUAAUAACACGUGUCCGUUGUGAAUUGAAAGCAAGGAUUUGUAAGGAUUGCAAAGAUUCCCUCUCAAAACAACAGUAGCAGUUAGAGCUAAUAAUUAUGCAUGGAUCAAUAAAAAAAUAUCUCCAAGGUGAUACCGAUACGAAAUAAACCCGAAUGUGAAAAGUUCAUUUUUCUUUAGCCGAAAAUAAUUCUUUCUUAUACCACAUGUUAGUGGCAACACUUAGCAAUUAUUAGUUAUUUCAUUUAAAUAUAUUUAUACUCUAUUUAUACGGUUUCACAAUAGUUAAUGUUACAACUUUAUUGAAAA
Hydractinia symbiolongicarpus is the source of this 1469-nucleotide messenger RNA. RefSeq names its product THAP domain-containing protein 1 A-like. Bases 284 to 754 code for a protein of 156 amino acids. The record is from RefSeq and is a predicted model, not a curated record. The transcript has 2 exons. Lineage: Eukaryota; Metazoa; Cnidaria; Hydrozoa; Anthoathecata; Hydractiniidae.